AUGAAUCUCUCAUUUUCGGCGAUUUUGACGGCGAAUCUCUCAUUCUCGGUACUCUUUCUCUCGGCUCUCAUUCUCGGUACUCUCUCUCGGCCCCGUCAGAGAAGGAAUAACUAUAACCAGGUUAAGAAUAGAAUGGGUGGCAGAGCUUCUAGAUCUCAGAGAGAAGACAGUAUUAGACGAAUUGUCUAUGUUUCAGACAUUAAUCACAAUAUCACCGAGGAGCAGCUAGCUGCAUUAUUCAGUGGCUAUGGACUGGUUGUUGACUGUAGAGUUUGUGGGGAUCCACACUCUCAUCUUCGCUUUGCAUUUGUGGAAUUUGCCGAUGACUAUUCUGCUAGAGCUGCUCUUAAUCUUAACGGGACACUUUUGGGUUUCUCCCCCGUGAAAGUUUUGCCUUCGAGUGCCUGUGAACCCGUCUUUUCUUCCCAGGAGGAUGAACGCGAAAUGUGCGCCAGGAUAGUCUACUGCACAAACAUUGAUAAGAAGCGAUACAUGGACUCUGAGAUUCGGGCAAUCAUGGCGAGUACAUGCCACUGGACAAUCAAGGGGAGAUUCCCACUCACACGACUUAAGGGCAUGUUUAGACAUGACUAUACAUUGUGA
Molecule: messenger RNA, 603 nt
Organism: Striga hermonthica
Lineage: Eukaryota; Viridiplantae; Streptophyta; Magnoliopsida; Lamiales; Orobanchaceae
Source: the annotation of a GenBank genome assembly